Messenger RNA from Gilbertella persicaria, 1635 nucleotides. RefSeq names its product kinase-like domain-containing protein. The record is from RefSeq and is a predicted model, not a curated record. Lineage: Eukaryota; Fungi; Mucoromycota; Mucoromycetes; Mucorales; Choanephoraceae. Gene Ontology annotation, cellular component: cytoplasm; nucleus. Gene Ontology annotation, molecular function: protein serine/threonine kinase activity; ATP binding. Bases 163 to 1404 code for a protein of 413 amino acids. The transcript is spliced from 6 exons. Gene Ontology annotation, biological process: signal transduction; endocytosis; peptidyl-serine phosphorylation.
GUGCAACUUGAUUCUUGUGUUAUUUUUAAAAGGCCAAGUUGAUUCGUCCCAUUUUUCCUUGUUUUUUCUCUUUUUCUUUUCUUCUUCUUACCUUUUUACUUUCUCCCCCCUUUAUUUUCCUUUUCUUUUUCUAUCUUUUGUGCGGGUGUGUAUAUUAUUAGAAUGGAGAAAAUAACACAAUCAAAUUAUCAUUCUACACCAGAUAAAGCCAGUAGCCACAGCAACACAUCAACUGCCAGUACUAUUGUAGGCGCUCAUUAUCAAGUGGGCAAGAAAUUAGGCGAAGGCAGUUUUGGUGUUAUUUACGAAGGCCUAAAUCUCUUAAACAAUCAAUCUGUUGCCAUCAAAUUUGAACCUAGAAAAUCCGAAGUGCCUCAAUUAAGAGAUGAAUAUAGAACUUAUAAAAUGUUAGCAGGCACUUCCGGUGUGCCAAGCGCAUAUUAUUUUGGUCAUGAAGGACUCCAUAACGUACUUGUAAUUGAUUUAUUGGGUCCAAGCCUCGAAGAUCUUUUUGACAUGUGCAGCCGUAAGCUGUCUAUCAAAACUGUCGCCAUGGUAGCCAAGCAAAUGAUUUCUCGCGUUCAAAGUGUCCACGAACGCAAUUUGAUCUACAGAGACAUUAAACCUGACAAUUUCUUGAUUGGACGACCGGGAACAAAAUAUGCCAAUAUGGUCUUUUUAGUUGACUAUGGUAUGGCUAAAUUGUAUCGUGACCCCAAGACAAAGAAGCAUAUUCCUUAUAGGGAACGCAGGAGCUUAUCAGGCACUGCACGUUACAUGAGUAUUAAUACUCAUUUAGGAAGAGAACAAUCAAGAAGAGACGAUUUAGAGGCCUUAGGCCAUGUCUUUAUGUAUUUCUUGAGAGGUUCUCUACCUUGGCAAGGUUUAAAAGCAGCCACAAACAAACAAAAAUACGAAAAAAUUGGCGAAAAGAAACAAACGACAGCUGUCAAAGACUUAUGUGGAGGAUUUCCAGAGGAAUUUGGCAUUUAUCUUCAAUAUGUCAGAAAGUUAGGGUUUGAAGAAACACCUGACUACGACUUCUUAAGAGAGCUCUUUGAUAAAGUGUUGGAACGCCAAAAUGAACACGAUGACAAUCUUUAUGAUUGGGUUCUCUUAAACGAAGGCAAAGGCUGGGAGAACCGCUUCAAGCAAUUGAAAGAAGCCCGUGCUAGAAGAUCUGGUCACCACCAUCAAACACAACAGCCCAAAGCACAUCAAAAUAAUAAAAGAGCAAAAGCAGCCAAUACAAAUACAACCAAACAUGCUAACAACAACGAUAUGCCCUCUACUCCUGCCUAUGUACCCCUCAAUGAUCAAACGAAACCACAUGCAAGAGAAAAACAAGGAUUUUGGAAACAUUUUGUUGGUUUCUUGACUUGCACUGGCGGUCAGCAUGACUAAUACCUCUGUAAUCUUAAUAUGUGUUUGCCUUUGACAUAAUACCCCAUUUCCUAUUAGUAUUCUCUCUCCCUUUCUCUCGCUCUUUUCUUUUUUAAUUAAUUCUUUAUAUUAAAUCAACUGGUUUUUUUUUAACUUUACAUUGUGUAUUCACAUAAACAUGUUUUACAAACCUGUUAGAUAUUGUACAUUCAGCAAUAGCUUUUGACUGCAGAAUAAACACUCAAUUUGUAU